Messenger RNA from Manacus vitellinus (golden-collared manakin), 10451 nucleotides. RefSeq names its product CUB and sushi domain-containing protein 1. The record is from RefSeq and is a predicted model, not a curated record. The transcript has 70 exons. Bases 109 to 10254 code for a protein of 3381 amino acids. Lineage: Eukaryota; Metazoa; Chordata; Aves; Passeriformes; Pipridae.
CGAGCCGAGGACUAUCCCAAUCGCCAAGGGGAAGGAAAAGGGGGGAAAACCCGGCAGCAAGAACCACCAACCCCCCAGCAGCACGCCCCAUUCCUGCUGCCCUUUGACAUGCAACCUUCCUGGGGAUGGGAGCAGCCGGGAUGCAGCUGCAGCUUCGGGAGGCACUGGGGGAAACUGGGAAUCGUGGCUCUGAUGCCGGUGGAGGUGAGCGCCUGGAGCCGGGUGCUGCUGCUCUCCGUGGGGCUCCUGGCUGGAUCCGUGACGGCCCAGAACUGCAGCCACACCUUGCAGGGCCCCAACGGGACGAUCCAGAGCCCGGGCUUUCCCUACGGAUACCCCAAUUAUGCAAACUGCACGUGGACCAUCAGUGCCGAGGAGCAGCACAGGAUACAGCUGGUUUUCCACUCCUUUGCUCUGGAGGAAGACUUUGAUGUGCUCUCCAUCUUCGAUGGGCUGCCCCAGCAGGGCACUCUGAGAACGAGGUUGACAGGGUUCCAGCUGCCUGCCCCCGUGGUCAGCUCGGGGGCUCUGCUGUCCCUGUGGCUCGUCAGCGACUACGCCGUGAGCGCCCAAGGCUUCCAGGCCACCUACGAGGCUCUGCCCAGCCACACGUGUGGGAACCCGGGAAGGCUCCAGAACGGGAUCCAGCAGGGAACCACCUUCAGCCUCGGGGACAGAGUGAGGUACAGCUGCAAUCCAGGCUUUUUCUUGGAAGGCCAUGCCCUGCUGACGUGCCAGGCCAGCUCCGAGAACUCUGCCUCCUGGGACUUCCCUCUCCCCGUCUGCAGAGCUGAUGAUGCCUGUGGGGGGACCCUGCGGGGCCAGAGCGGGAUCAUCUCCAGCCCCCACUUCCCCCUGGAGUAUGGCAACAACGCCGACUGCACCUGGACCAUCCUGGCCGAGCCCGGCGACACCAUCGCCCUGGUGUUCAUGGACUUCCAGCUGGAAGAUGGAUAUGAUGUUCUGGAAGUGGCUGGGACAGAGGGAUCCUCGCUCUGGUUCACUGGGAUGAAUUUACCUGCCCCUGUGAUCAGCAGCAAGAACUGGCUGAGGCUCCACUUCACCUCUGAUGGCAACCACAGGCAGAAGGGCUUCAGUGCCCAGUACCAAGUCAAAAAGCAAAUGGAGCUCAAGUCCAGGGGGGUGAAGCUCAUGCCCAGCAAGGACAACAACCAGAAGACAUCAGUGUUAACUCAGGUUGGUGUGUCCCAGGGACAUAAUAUGUGUCCAGACCCUGGGAUUCCAGAGAGAGGCAAAAGAAUAGGCAACGAUUUUAGGUUGGGCUCCAGCAUCCAGUUCUCCUGCAACGAGGGCUACGACCUGCAGGGCUCCAGGAGCAUCACCUGCAAGAGGGUGAGCGACCUCAUCGUGGCCUGGAGCGACCACAGGCCCGUCUGCAGAGCCAGGAUGUGUGACACGUACCUGAGGGGGCCCAGCGGGGUCAUCACGUCCCCCAACUACCCGGUGCAGUACGACAACAACGCCUACUGCGUGUGGGUCAUCACCGCCCUCAACCCCGCCAAGGUCAUCAAACUCACCUUCGAGGAGUUCGAGCUGGAAAGGGGAUAUGACACCCUGACAGUGGGGGAUGGAGGCCAAGUGGGAGACCAGAAAACUGUGCUUUAUGUCCUGACGGGCACCACCGUCCCCGACCUCAUCGUCAGCACCCACCACCAGAUGUGGCUCCUCUUCCAGACAGACAGUGUCAGCAACCUGCUGGGCUUCAAAGCAACCUAUGAAGGUGUCAUCAAACUCACCUUCGAGGAGUUCGAGCUGGAAAGGGGAUAUGACACCCUGACAGUGGGGGAUGGAGGCCAAGUGGGAGACCAGAAAACUGUGCUUUAUGUCCUGACGGGCACCACCGUCCCCGACCUCAUCGUCAGCACCCACCACCAGAUGUGGCUCCUCUUCCAGACAGACAGUGUCAGCAACCUGCUGGGCUUCAAAGCAACCUAUGAAGUCUCCUGCUUUUUCAACUUCACCAGCCCGGCGGGGAUCGUGCUGUCCCCCAACUACCCCGAGGAGUACGGCAGCAGCCUGCACUGCGUGUGGCUCAUCAUCGCCAAGCCCGAGAGCAGGAUCCACUUGGCCUUCAACGACUUCGACGUGGAGCCCCAGUUUGAUUUCCUGGCCGUGAAGGACGGCGGCACCGCCGAGUCCCCGGUGCUGGGCACCUUCUCAGGGAGCCAGAUCCCCUCCUCCCUGACCAGCAGCGGCCACGUGGCCAGGCUGGAGUUCCAGACCGACCACUCCAUGGAGAAGAGAGGCUUCAACAUCACCUUCACCACGUUCCGGCACAACGAGUGCCCCGACCCCGGCGUGCCGGUCAACGGGAAGCGUUUUGGGGACAGCCUGCAGCUGGGCAGCUCCGUGUCCUUCCUGUGUGACGAGGGCUUCAUCCGCACCCACGGCUCCGAGACCGUCACCUGCGUCCUGCAGGAGGGCAACGUGGUGUGGAACCACCCCGUGCUCAGGUGUGAAGCACCCUGUGGUGGCCACCUGACGUCGCCCAGUGGCACCAUCCUGUCCCCUGGCUGGCCUGGCUUCUACAAGGACUCGCUGAGCUGUGCCUGGGUCAUCGAGGCCCAGCCUGGCUACCCCAUCAAGAUCACCUUUGACAGGUUCAAGACUGAGGUGAACUACGACACGCUGGAAGUGCGGGACGGCCGCUCCUACUCCUCCCCCCUGAUCGGGGUCUACGACGGGACCCAGGUGCCCCAGUUCCUCAUCAGCACCAGCAACUACCUCUACCUCCUGUUCACCACUGACAAAAGCCACUCUGACAUUGGCUUUCAGAUCCGAUACGAAACUGUGAAGCUCCAGUCCGACCACUGCCUGGACCCCGGGAUCCCGGUGAACGGGCAGCGCCACGGCAACGAUUUCUACGUGGGAGCCCUGGUGACCUUCAGCUGUGACUCAGGAUACACCCUGAGUGACAGCGAGGCCCUGGAGUGUGAGCCCAACUUCCAGUGGAGCCGCCCCCUGCCCAGCUGUGAGGCUCUCUGUGGAGGUUACAUCCGUGGCUCCAGUGGUACCAUCCUGUCCCCAGGCUUCCCCGAUUUCUAUCCCAACAACUUGAACUGCACGUGGACAAUAGAAACAUCCCAUGGAAAAGGCGUGUUCUUCACCUUCCACACCUUUCACCUGGAGAAUGGGCACGACUACCUCCUGAUCACCGAGAACAGCAGCUUUGCCCAGCCCCUGCAGCAGCUGACGGGGUCCCGCCUGCCGGCCCCGCUCAGCGCCGGGCUCUUCGGCAACUUCUCGGCCCAGAUCCGCUUCAUCUCCGACUUCUCCAUGUCCUACGAGGGCUUCAACAUCACCUUCUCAGAGUACGACUUGGAGCCCUGUGACGAGCCAGAGGUGCCAGCCUACAGCAUCAGGAAGGGGCUGCAGUUCGGGGUGGGGGACGUGCUCACCUUCUCCUGCUUCCCGGGGUACCGGCUGGAAGGAGCCCCCCGGCUCACCUGCCUCGGGGGGAGGCGGCGGGUGUGGAGUUCGCCUCUGCCAAGGUGUGUUGCUGAAUGUGGCUCCUCUGUCACUGGAACCCAGGGUGUGCUGCUGUCCCCCAACUACCCACUCAACUACAACAACAACCACGAGUGCAUCUACUCCAUCCAGACCCAGCCAGGGAAGGGGAUCCAGCUGAAAGCCAGGACCUUUGAGCUGGAGGCAGGAGAUGUCCUCAAGGUCUAUGAUGGCACCAACAGCUCUGCCCGGCUGCUGGGCACCUUCAGCCGCUCGGACAUGCUGGGCACCAGCAUCAACAGCACCUCCAGCUCCAUGUGGCUGGAGUUCAUCACCAACUCUGCCAACACCAGCAAAGGCUUUGAGCUGCAGUUUUCCAGUUUCGAGCUCAUCAAGUGCGAGGACCCCGGAGUGCCCCAGUUCGGGUACAAGGUGCACGACGAGGGGCACUUUGCUGGCAGCUCCGUGUCCUUCAGCUGUGACCCCGGGUACACCCUGAGGGGCAGCAGGGUCCUGGGCUGCCUGACUGGCGAGAGGAGAGCGUGGGACCAGCCCCUGCCAACCUGUGUAGCUGAGUGUGGAGGGACCAUCAGAGGAGAGGCCUCGGGGCGGAUCCUGUCCCCGGGUUACCCGACCCCCUACGACCACAACCUCAACUGCAUCUGGACCAUCGAGGCAGAGCCUGGCUGCACCAUAGGGCUCCACUUCAUGGUUUUCCACACCGAGGAGUUCCACGACGUGCUGCGGAUCUGGGACGGGCCGGUGGAGAAGGGGAUCCUGCUGAGGGAGCUCAGCGGGUCGGGGCUCCCUGGGGACGUGCACAGCACCUUCAACUCCCUCAUCCUGCAGUUCAACACCGACUUCUUCACCAGCAAGCAGGGCUUUGCCAUCCAGUUCUCAGUUUCCACUGCCACGUCCUGCAACGACCCGGGAAUUCCCCAGAACGGGAGCCGGAGCGGGGACAGCAAGGAGGCAGGAGAUUCCAUCACCUUCCAGUGCAACCCGGGCUAUGCCCUGCAAGGGGAGGCCCAAAUCACCUGUGUGCAGGUGGAGAACAGGUUUUUCUGGCAGCCAGACCCUCCCUCCUGCACAGCUCCCUGUGGAGGGAUCCUGACGGGCCCCUCAGGGGUGAUCCUGUCCCCCCAGUACCCCGAGCCCUACCCCCCUGGCAAGGAGUGUGACUGGAAGCUCACGGUGUCUCCAGACUAUGUCAUUGCCCUGGUGUUCAACAUCUUCAGCCUGGAGCCUGGCUAUGAUUUCCUUCACAUCUACGAUGGCCCUGACUCCCUGAGCCCCCUGAUUGGGAGCUUUUAUGGCUCCCAGCUCCCCGAGAGGAUCGAGAGCAGCAGCAACAGCCUGUUCCUGGCGUUCCGCAGCGACGCCUCCGUCAGCAACACCGGCUUUGUCAUCGAGUACACAGAAAACCCCCGGGAGUCGUGCUUCGACCCGGGCUCCAUCAGGAACGGCACCCGCGUGGGCUCGGACCUCAAGCUGGGAUCCACCAUCACCUACUACUGUGACGGGGGCUACGACAUCCAGGGGGUCUCCACCCUCACCUGCAUCAUGGGAGGGGAUGGAAAACCCACCUGGAACAAGCCCCGCCCCACCUGCACAGCUCCCUGUGGGGGUCAGUACACGGGCUCCGACGGCGUCGUCCUGUCUCCGAAUUACCCCCAAAACUACACCACUGGCCAGGCCUGCUUGUACUUCAUCGUGGUGCCCAAGGACUAUGUGGUCUUCGGGCAGUUCGCCUUCUUCCAAACCGCGCUCAACGACGUCGUGGAGGUCCAUGAUGGCCCCAACCAGCACUCCAGGCUCCUCAGCUCCCUCUCAGGCUCUCACACAGGUGAAUCCUUGCCCUUAGCUACCACCAACCAGAUCCUCAUCAAAUUUAGCUCCAAGGGUCAAUCCACAGCCAAAGGUUUUCAUUUUGUCUACCAAGGCUUAGGUCUCCUGCUGUCAAACUCUUGCCCCUUGAUCCCCUCAAUCCAGGUGAUCAGUUUUGUCACUGAGCAGAACUGGGAUUCCCUGGAAGUGUUUGAUGGAGGGGAUAACACGGCCACCAUGCUGGGGAGUUUCUCUGGGACUACAGUGCCUGCUCUGCUCAACAGCACUUCAAACCAGCUCUAUCUGCAUUUCUACUCGGAUAUCAGUGUCUCUGCUGCCGGCUUCCACCUGGAAUACAAAACCGUGGGUCUGUCCAGCUGCCCGGAGCCCCCCGUUCCUGGGAACGGCCUGAAGAUCGGGGAGCGCUACUUGGUGAACGACGUCGUGUCCUUCCAGUGCGAGCCGGGCUACGCCCUGCAGGGUCACUCCCACAUUUCCUGCAUGCCGGGCACCGUCCGCCGCUGGAAUUACCCUCCGCCGCUCUGCAUCGCCCAGUGUGGAGGAACAGCAGAAGAGAUGGAAGGAGUGCUCCUGAGCCCAGGCUUCCCAGGAAAUUACCCCAGCAACCUGGACUGCACGUGGAGGAUAUUGCUGCCAGUGGGGUUUGUGCCUUGUGGGGGGAAUGUCACCACCCAGAAUGGGACAGUUUACUCCCCUGGCUUCCCCAACCAGUACCCCAAUUCCCAGGACUGCACUUGGCUCCUGACGGUGCCCGUGGGAUAUGGGAUCCACCUCAACUUCACCCUGCUGCAGACAGAGCCCUACAACGACUUCAUCACUGUGUGGGAUGGAGCCCAGCAAACAGCCCCCCAGCUGGGUGUGUUCACUGGCAACUCUGCCAAGAAAUCAGCCCAGAGCUCCUCCAACCAGGUCCUGCUGAAGUUCCACAGCGACGCAGCCAACGGGGGCAUUUUUGCCAUUUAUUUCUAUGCCUACCAGCUGUUCCGGUGCCAGCCUCCCACCAUGGUCCCCAACGCCGAGAUCAUCACUGAGAACGAGGAGUUCAACAUAGGUGACUCAGUGAGGUACCGGUGCCUGCCCGGCUUCACCUUGAUUGGAAACGAAAUCCUGACCUGCAAACUCGGCACUCACCUGCAGUUUGAGGGGCCUCCCCCCACGUGUGAAGUUCACUGCCCCAUGAACCAGGUGAUGACAGACUCCACUGGUGUGAUCCUCAGCCAGAGCUUCCUGGGGAGUUACCCCCACUUCCAGACCUGUUCCUGGGUGGUGAAGGUUGAGCCUGGGUACAACAUCUCCCUCACCAUCGAGUACUUCCUCAGUGAGAAGCAGUACGACGAGUUUGAGAUCUUUGAUGGUCCCUCUGGCCAGAGUCCCCUGCUCCUGUCUCUGAGUGGGAACUACUCAGCCCCUCUGACCGUGACCAGCAGCGGGAACAGCGUCUUCCUCCGCUGGUCCUCGGAUCACGCCUACAACAGGAAAGGCUUCAAAAUCCGCUACUCUGCUCCUUACUGCAGCCUCCCCCAGCCCCCAGCCCACGGGAUGAUCCUGAGCCACACCGGGCUGAGCCCCGGCAGCUCCGUCCGCUUCGGCUGCGACUCCGGGUACCGCCUGGCCGGGCACAGCACCAGCACCUGCACCCAGCACCCCCAGGGCUACUUCCACUGGAGGGAGGCCACCCCCCUGUGCCAAGCUCUGUCCUGUGGAGUUCCCAGAGCCCCCAGGAACGGGGUUGUCUUUGGCAAGGAGUACACAGUGGGCACAAAGGCCGUGUACCACUGCAACCAGGGCUUCCAGCUGCAGCCAGGAUCAGAGCCCAGCACCGAGUGCCUGCAGUCGGGGCAGUGGAGCAACGGGAACCAGCCCCCCCAGUGCGUGGCCGUGGCCUGUCCCGACAUCGGCAGCAUCGCGGUGGAGCACGGCCGCUGGAGGCUCACCUACGAGAUCCAGUACCACUACAGCGCCCAGCUCAUGCUCAUCUGCGACCCUGGCUACUACUACACGGGCCAGAGGGUCAUCAGGUGCCAGGCCAACGGCAAGUGGAGCAUAGGGGAGCCCAUGCCCACCUGUAAAAUUAUCUCCUGCGGGGACCUGCCGACGCCUCCCAACGGGAACAAGAUCGGGACCCUGACCAGCUACGGGGCCACAGCCAUCUUCUCCUGCAACACUGGCUACACCCUGGUGGGCUCCCGGGUCAGGGAGUGCAUGGCCAACGGGCUCUGGAGCGGGGCAGAGGUCAGAUGUCUGGCCGGGCACUGCGGCGUCCCCAGCCCCAUUGUGAACGGGCAGAUCAACGGGGAGAACUACAACUACCGGGGCAGCGUGGUGUACCAGUGCAGCCCCGGGUUCCGCCUCAUCGGCAUGUCCGUGCGCAUCUGCCAGCAGGACCACCGCUGGUCCGGCAAGACCCCUGUCUGUGUGCCCAUCACCUGUGGGCACCCUGGCAACCCUGCCAACGGCCUGACCCAGGGCACUCAGUUCAACCUCAACGACGUGGCCAAGUUCGUGUGCAACCCCGGCUUCCGCCUGGAAGGGGCAUCCCAAUCCCAGUGCCUGGCCAACGGCCAGUGGAGCAGCACCCUGCCCUCCUGCCGUGUUGUAAACUGUACUGACCCCGGGCACCUGGAAAACAGCGUCCGGCAAGUGCAGCCCAGCGGGCCCCACAGAUUCAGCUUUGGAACAACUGUGUCCUAUCAGUGCAGCCAUGGAUAUUACCUGUUGGGGACACACGUCCUCACCUGUCAGGGGGAUGGCACUUGGGACCGUGCCCUCCCACAGUGUCUUUUGGUGUCCUGUGGCCACCCCGGGUCCCCUCCCCACGCCCAGCUCUCGGGGGACAAGCACACCGUGGGCUCCGUGGUCCGGUACAGCUGCCUCGGGAAGCGGACGCUGGUCGGGAAUUCCACGCGGAUGUGCCAGCUGGACGGGCGCUGGAGCGGGGCCCUGCCCCACUGCUCAGGGGGCAGCCAGGGCGUGUGUGGUGACCCGGGGAUCCCCUCCCAUGGCAUCGGGCUGGGGGACACCUUCGACGUGGGCAGCGUGGUGCGGUUCAGCUGCGAGCCCGGCUACGCCCUGCGCGGCUCCUCCGACAGGACCUGCCAGGCCAACGGCUCCUGGAGCGGCACCCAGCCUGAGUGUGAAGUGAUAUCCUGUGGGAACCCAGGAACCCCCAGCAAUGCCAGGGUCAUCUUCAACGACGGCCUGGUCUUCUCCAGCUCCAUCAUUUACCAGUGCAGGGAGGGCUAUUACUCCACAGGGGUGCUGAGCAGGCACUGCACCGUGAACGGGACGUGGACUGGGACCAGUCCAGAGUGCACAGUGAUCAACUGCGGCGACCCCGGCGUGCCGGCCAACGGCGUCCGCCUGGGCUCCGACUUCACCUACAACCAGUCCGUGGUGUUCCAGUGCACCCCCGGCUACAUGAUGGAGUCAGACAGGGCCUCCUCCCUCACCUGCACCAAGGACCGCACCUGGAACGGCACCAAACCCGCCUGCAAGGCCAUCACCUGCAGAGCCCCCCAGGCCAUUCCCAACGGGAAGGUGGUGGGCACGGAUUUCAGCUGGGGGGCCAGUGUGAGCUAUGCCUGCCUGGAGGGGUACCAGCUGUCCCUGCCCGCCGUGCUGACCUGCGAGGGCAACGGCACCUGGAGCGGGGACGUCCCCCAGUGCUUCCCUGUGUUCUGUGGUGACCCAGGGACCCCAGCCCAGGGCAGGAGGGAGGACAGAGGCUUCACCUACCGCUCCUCCGUGUCCUUCUCCUGCCUGGCCCCGCUCGUGCUGGUGGGCUCAGCCCGGAGGUUCUGCCAGUCUGACGGGACGUGGAGUGGGACCCAGCCCAGCUGCAUAGACCCCAGCCUCACCACGUGUGCGGACCCCGGCGUGCCUCUCUUUGGGAUGCAGAACAAUUCCCAGGGAUACCAGGUGGGAAGCAUCAUCUUUUUCAAGUGCCAGAAGGGGUACCUGCUGCAGGGCUCCACCACCAGGACCUGCCUCCCCAACCUGACGUGGAGCGGCGUCCAGCCCGACUGUGUCCCUCACCACUGUAAGCAGCCGGAGACACCUUCCCAUGCCAACGUGGGAGCUCUGGAUUUGCCAUCCCUGGGCUACACCUUGAUCUACUCCUGCCAGAGCGGGUUCUACCUCACCGGAGGCUCCGAGCACAGGACCUGCAAAGCCGACGGCAGCUGGACAGGAAAACCCCCCAUCUGCCUGGCCGACGUCCGUCCCAGCGGGAGGCCCGUGGGCACCGCGCGGGACCCGCCGCUCGCCAAGCUCUCAGUGCCUGCGGACGUGUUCGCGAGGAACUCCCUGUGGAAAGGCUCCUACGAGUACCUGGGCAAGAAGCAGCCUGCCAUGCUGUCUGUCACCAGCUUCGACCCUGCCACCAGUAAAGUCAAUGCCACCCUGAUAGACCACAGUGGUGUGGAGCUCCAGGUGUCUGGCAUUUACAAGAAGGAAGACGUGCACCUGCUCCUCCAGGUUUACCAGAUCAUGGGGCCGGUGGAGAUCUUCGUCAACAAGUUCAAGAACGAUAAAUGGGCUCUGGAUGGACACGUCUCGUCGGAGUCUUCGAGCGGCACCUUCGUGUACCAGGGCUUCGUGAGGGGCAAAGGCUUCGGGCAGUUUGGCCUCCAGAGACUCGACCUCAGCAUGAUGGAAACGGAUCCUGAAUCCAUAGGACACCACUUUGCAUCCAACAGCAGCUCCGUGGCAGCCGCCAUCCUCGUGCCUUUCAUCGCCCUGAUUAUUGCAGGGUUUGUGCUUUAUCUCUACAAACACAGGAGAAGACCAAAAGUCCCGUUCAAUGGCUAUGCUGGCCACGAGAACACCAACGUGAGGGCCACCUUCGAGAACCCCAUGUACGACCGGAACCUGCAGCCCACGGACAUCAUGGCCAGCGAGGCCGAGUUCACAGUGAGCACGGUGUGCACGGCAGUAUAGCACCCACCCCCUGAUCGCUCCGGGGUCGGCGUCUGGUGGAUGAUUGUGUUUCACCUCACUAGUCUCCAUCCAUCCCCUGCCCAUCUCCCUCCUCCCAACCUUUUGCUGAGGCUGUGGAGAAGCUGCUGCACCUCGUUGGACUUUGUGUGACCUCCUGAGGGACCGCUGGGUUUGUCCCCUGCCGUCCUUCCCCGCUC